ACAAAAACAUUGCUGUCAUUUUUUGGACAUACUUUGUGUCGCCCUCUUGUCCAAUUGACGUCACUGUUGACACAUUGUAGGUCGGGCAUGUUAGUUUUAGACAAAGCCUCGACACAAGAAAAAGCAAACAUGCUUUCAUGAAGCAUAUGAAACGAAAAUACUUCGACAGCGUGGAAAAUAUCGACAAAAAGGUCAUAAAACAACAUAAAAUUGAUGACCUCAAUAAGUGCACGGUCUUUGAAUGACACUGUCACACUGUGCAUGAUGUUACUUUCCUUGUCAACCAGACCAUCAACAUCAUGCAUGCAGGUAAGGAAAGGGUAAACACAACAGGCCUAGCAGGUAUUUCCUGUGCUUUUAUGGACUGGAACACGGUGUACUUCACAGAUAACAAAAAAAACCCUCUUAGCACAACCUUCAGAACUCACUGCUCCAUGAAGGCCAGCUAGUCACAUGUGAACCACAUGGCAGUUAGCCCCUCCCCUCCACCCACACAGGCGUGGUGGGGGUGUUGAACCACCAGUGACCUCUUCAUCCACAUCUAUAAACUUAUUGAAGACUGAGGCGUCAAACUGCACCCACACUGACUCACUAUGAGAACCUCUUCAUCAGAGCGUCCCACAGGCCUGGCGGGUGGGGGGUGUGGAGGGGUGGAGGGGGGGGGUAGCGGGGAGGGAGGUGAGACAUGUUCUCGGAGGAGCUCCCUCUAACUCCCCUGCAUUCAGUUCUGUGAGGCUCAUCUCAUACUCGUCUACAGUAGUACGCUGAAUAAACAUUACUUUGCAAAUUAGGUUGUAAAAUAAUAAUAUAUAGUUAUAAUCCCCAUCAUCGCAGGCCCUUUCAGGCCUCCCUCUCAGAUGAACUCAAAUUAAGUCUUGAAUAUUCAUUAGGAACACAGACUGGCCAACGGGACACUCAUGUAAACAUCUUAAAUAUAUAAAUAAAUGAUUAGGGGAGGGUGAUGGGGAAGGUGGGUCUUGGCAGGUGGGUGGGGUCACCAUCUUCGGGAUGAUUUCUCUGUUCUCUCUCUCUCGCUCUCUCUCUCUCUCUCUCUCUCUUUCUUUAAACACUCAGGGAAGAAGCUCCGUCGAACAGAGGCCAGGAUGCAGCUGCUAUAUGUGUUCGUCAGCAGCAUAGCGGUCUGGACUCUUCAGACCAGCACUAUGACAGGCUCUACCCGGGCCACAUCCCUACUAACCCGGUCCAGAAGGCCAUGCUGGCAGUGGGCUCCGGCGUGGCAGCUCUGAGAGACCCAUACAGACACGACAUGGUGGCUGUCCUGGGGGAGACGACCGGUCACCUGGCCCUCCUGAGACUGAGGGACAGGAUGAGAGGAGAUCCAGAGGGCUGCACCAUCCUCACAGAACGACCGAGGAUCCGCCUGUCAACGUUAGACCUGGCCAGCAUGGCGUCUCUCCCCGAGGGCUCGUUUGGACGAGAGUACCUCCGCUUCCUGGAGGACAAUAGAGUGACCCCUGACUCCAGGGCAGAUGUGAGGUUUGUGGAUGACGAGGAGUUGGCCUAUGUGAUGCAGAGGUACCGGGAGGUGCAUGACCUGCUGCACACUCUACUGGGCAUGCCCACAAACAUGCUGGGGGAGGUGGCUGUGAAGUGGUUUGAGGCGGCUCAGACCGGUCUGCCCAUGUGUCUCCUGGGGGCCACCCUGGGGCCCCUGCGUCUCUCCGCAAGCCGCUUGGGCCCGCUGGUGUCGUCUCUGGGCCCGUGGGCGCUGAGGAACGGCCGGCGGUCGCGCUGCGUUCUCAGCGUGUUCUACGAGCGGCGCUGGGACCAGAGCGUGGACGAGCUGCGGCACCAGAUGAACAUCGAGCCCCCGCCGCUCGCCGUUAGCGCCGCCCGACCGCGUAGCAGCCGAGCUAACCGCUAACAGCUGCAUCAUGUAGCGGCUGUGCUAACCACUGGACCAUAUAGCGGCCAUGCUAACCGCUGGAUGAUGUAGCAGCUGUGUGGCUAACUGACUAACUGUCAGCGCCAUCUGCCAGCAGACACACCUGCGCCAACAUGGGAAGUGUGUUUUGUGUCGGACACAUAACCCUCCUUCAGGGAACAAAACCCUAAGCCGUCUCAGAAGAAUGAAAGAAAGGUAUUGUCUGCAUUGGCAGCAUCGCUGAAGCACAUGAGCUCCAUUACUAACCACAGGGUAAUGUGAUGAAUGCAGGGGGAAGGAGGGAUAAGUGAUGUGGUUACCUUCCCACAAGUCUCUCUGAUUUCAACAGCCCAUGUUUUUGAUCUAGCUGACUAACUCUGGAGGUUCCGCAUGGCUUGGUGCCUUGUGGGGGUGUUGAAAGCCCUGGUGCUUUCCAGGGUUACUAGAUCAGCCCCCCAGGUGAGUGGAUGAUGACUCUCAGCAGCCUUGCUGCUGGUUACAGCAGCUGAGCAUCCCUGGGCGUUUAGUCAUCAUGUCUCUCCUGAAUGACUGGCUGCCUGAUACUGUCUGGACAUGGAAGAUCUGCUUCACAGCUUGUAUUCUAGUGGUAACAAAUAUUUAUUUUGUGCUUCAUUUGGUGAUUUCCUGAUUUGUGUAUGUUAACUGUGAGAAACGGCACUGUGUUUUGAAUAAUAAAUGCUUGAUAAGUUA
Hypomesus transpacificus is the source of this 2596-nucleotide messenger RNA. It is a transcript of the gene coq4, whose product is annotated as coenzyme Q4 homolog (S. cerevisiae). The record is from RefSeq and is a predicted model, not a curated record. The transcript has 7 exons. Gene Ontology annotation, cellular component: mitochondrial inner membrane; mitochondrion. Gene Ontology annotation, biological process: ubiquinone biosynthetic process. Lineage: Eukaryota; Metazoa; Chordata; Actinopteri; Osmeriformes; Osmeridae. Bases 1214 to 1885 code for a protein of 223 amino acids.